CUCGCUGUGAAUUAUCGCAGUAUGAUAAAUUGUACCAAACCACUUGCACUGAAUUUAAAGUUUUUUCGUGCUAGUCAUUAGUGUACGUUACAUAUUCCGAAACAGAAUGAUGAUUUUUGUGUUAACUGUAGUAGGAUUAAUGCUUGCAGCAAAUGCAGCGAAUGCUGAAGAAAUCCACAACUAUCGCAUGUGCCGAAAUACUAGAUGUGAAGUAUACGAUGUAUUUAUUGAUCCAUGUCCCGAAGCUUUAGACAACAAACCAUGUGAAUUACCACAAGGCAUUAACGCGUCUAUCGAAUUUAAAUAUAAACCUAAAUUUGGUUCGGAAACACCACAAACAAGACUAUACGCUGAAACUCUUUUAUUAGACCUGCCAUUUAUGGAUAUGGACCCUAACGCAUGCUUAUACACAAAAUGUCCCAUGAUGAUGAACGUCGAACAGAAUUGGCUGUACAAUUUAUUCAUAUCCACAGACUAUCCUAAGAAUAGUUACACAGUAAAAUUGAAGUUCUGGGACAACGGACCAAAAGCCGAUAGGAAAGACGAAUGCUGCUUUAAAUUCGACAUGAAGAUUGUUUAAAGAAAAUGGAAAAUAUUUACAACUAUAUAUUAUUAUAUUAUCGUCUAUAAUAGAAUAUAAAAUAAAUACUAUUAUUAUUAUUACCAUUAUUAUUACUAUUCAUUAUACAAUUUAAUAAUUUAUAUUUAAAGUUAAAAAAUAUAUGUGAUUAUGCGAUAUUUUCUACGCGGUUACACGUGUACAUAAUCAUCACAUUAUAAUAGUGAAAAAAAUUAUGUAUUAAAAUGUAAUUUUUUCAUUGUCA
Messenger RNA from Aphis gossypii (cotton aphid), 824 nucleotides. RefSeq names its product MD-2-related lipid-recognition protein (gene Npc2h). Bases 107 to 580 code for a protein of 157 amino acids. The record is from RefSeq and is a predicted model, not a curated record. Lineage: Eukaryota; Metazoa; Arthropoda; Insecta; Hemiptera; Aphididae. The transcript has 3 exons.